This is a messenger RNA of Panonychus citri (citrus red mite), 1773 nucleotides long. Its product is annotated as fructose-2,6-bisphosphatase TIGAR-like. The record is from RefSeq and is a predicted model, not a curated record. Gene Ontology annotation, cellular component: cytosol. Gene Ontology annotation, biological process: positive regulation of DNA repair; negative regulation of glycolytic process; regulation of pentose-phosphate shunt. NCBI's taxonomy places the organism in Eukaryota, Metazoa, Arthropoda, Arachnida, Trombidiformes, Tetranychidae. Gene Ontology annotation, molecular function: fructose-2,6-bisphosphate 2-phosphatase activity. The coding region runs from base 328 to 1104 and encodes 258 amino acids. The transcript is spliced from 2 exons.
CUUUUAUUCUUUCAUCACAAUUGCAAGUCGAUUGUGUGUCUCAUAUUUUUCGCAAUUCUAAUUACACUUAAUUUAAUUUAUUCUUCUAAAUUGUCAAUUAAUAUUCGACUCUCUCUUCUCAUAUUAUUCUCUUGAUCCAUUUGUCUCUUUUUCGCCAAAAGCUGAACCAUUUCAAACUCUUUUUCUGUGUUAACUUAAUUUCUCUCAUCAUCAACAACGAACAACAACAACAACAAUACAAUAACAUCUUCUUCUUCCUUUCUCCAAAUUAUCUCUCUGUUGUCAACCAUUUGUCAUCUUAUUCUCAUCCUUGAUAUAAAUUCCAAAAUGUCUUCUAAUUUCCAAAUUACUCUUAUUCGUCAUGGACAAACAGCAGCCAAUAAAGCUCAAAUUAUCCAAGGAAACGCUGAUGUACCUUUGUCGGAUGUUGGUAGAGGUCAAGCAAGGAAACUUGGUGCUCUCUUCAAGCAAAAUGGAACCACUUUUACUCAUGUUUACGCUAGUGAUUUAUCUCGUGCUUUUGAAACCGCUGAACUGGUUGUUGGUGAUCAGAAAUCAAUCAUCACGGAUAAGCGACUUAGAGAAAGGGCAUUCGGUGUGGUAGAGGGUAAAUCAAUUGAAUAUUAUCGAGCCGCUGCUCGGGCUGCUGGUUUCAAGGAGAAAGAGUUGAGUUAUUUUACCCCAGAAGGAGGUGAAACACUACAACAAGUUUAUCAACGGGUUAAGGGAUUUUUCACCGAAUUAGUUGAACAUUUAACAAGCUUACAAUUAGCUGAUAAACCCAAAGUUGUUAUUGUUACUCAUGGAGGUGUCAUUCGGGAGUAUAUGAGAUAUUUUCGUGAUGAAUGUAGGUGCGAUUUCAUGAAAGCUGAGAUAAUGGUUGUUACACCAAACACCGGAGUCAAUGUUUUCAAUAUAUCAACUCUUCCCGGUGGUAAAGUGAAAGCUGAAGUGGUAAAAAUUCAUGAUACUACUCAUUUAAUUGAUGAAAACGCUGAAAGUAUCCCAUCUAAACCGUCGAGUAAUCUAAAUAACGACAAUCAUUCUGAUAAUAAUCAAUCAACUACCACCGAUGAUGAUACUCCAUCACUUGUGGCUCUUUAAUUACCACCAAAAUCAACCCACCGCCAUCGCAGUAAUCGCAAUCAUCAUCAUCUUAUUUUCUCCUUGAGAUCAUAACUUAGUCAAAUCCUUUUCAUUCAUACAAAGUAACGAUCCUGAUGAAUUAAUAUUAAUAUUGGAAUCUCAAUUUUUUCUUCUCGAAAUAUUAAUUACAAUUUACUUAUUUCUAUCUAAUCAAUAACCUUCUCAUGGUUAAUAAUGGCUAUUGGAUCACAGCCUAUCUCUCUAGCCAAGAAUUUAUUGAUUCUAAUUAAUCAACAUGAUUUAAUUACUUAAUUUAAAUUUGACAUUUGGACAAUUGUCAUUUUCUAAACAACUUUUCUCUCUCUCUCUCUCUCUCUCUCUCUCUCUCAAUUCAUCAAAAUGAUAUUGAUGGUUAAUUAUUGAUACAUUUAAUCACCUUAAUCAUAAUCCUGAAAAAUGAAACGAAUCAAGUCAACCAAGAGAAACUAAUUAACACUUGAAGAUUUUGUUUCAUUUGUUUAAUCAAAUCUGUUUAUGAUUUCCAUUAAUUUUGAUUAUGAUAUUUAUUUUUAUCAUAUUAUCAAGAUCAAUAAAUGGUUACCAUUGAUUAAAUUAUAACGAUUAACUUAUAUUCAUCCAUUUAUGUCAAUCAAAUAUCACAUAAACAAUGAUAAUAUUUUAACAAAA